UCAGCCUGUAGCAGGUCACAGCAGUCAGAACUUGUGAGAAGAUUGAAGAGAGCAGCCCCCCUGUAGCAGAAAAGCCUCUUGCUUCCUUGUCUCAAGCCCCUUCUGACACUUUCUGGGACCAGGCACUGAGGCAGAAGACAGGAGGAGCAGGGGCCUAUCUGCUGCCACAGGCACUAACCUUGGGCAUAACUAGGAUCUUGGAGCUCUGGGACCAGACCUGAAGCUGACAGCCCAGCAGUCUACCCCUGACACUUUUGCCAGGUGAUGGAAAACGUGAGUCUUUCCCUGGGCAGAGCUCUUUGGGUCUUCCUCCUGGCCAUGCUAGGCUCCACCACAGGCCAGCCGCUGGGGGGAGAAUCUGUCUGUACAGCCCGGCCUCUGGCUAGAUACAGCAUCACUUUCAUUGGCAAGUGGAGCCAGACAGCAUUUCCCAAGCAGUAUCCUCUGUUCCGGCCCCCUGCACAGUGGUCCUCUCUGCUGGGGGCAGCUCACAGCUCUGACUACAGCAUGUGGCGGAAGAAUGAGUACGUCAGCAAUGGGCUGAGGGACUUUGCUGAGCGUGGUGAGGCCUGGGCACUGAUGAAAGAGAUUGAAGCCGCAGGAGAGAAGCUCCAGAGCGUGCACGCGGUAUUCUCAGCUCCUGCCGUCCCUAGUGGUACUGGGCAGACUUCUGCAGAGUUAGAGGUGCACCCUAGGCACUCGCUGGUGUCCUUCGUGGUACGUAUUGUCCCCAGCCCUGACUGGUUUGUGGGCAUCGACAGUCUGGACCUGUGCGAGGGAGGCCGCUGGAAGGAGCAGGUGGUCCUUGAUCUUUACCCACAUGAUGCAGGCACAGACAGUGGUUUCACAUUCUCCUCCCCCAACUUCGCAACCAUCCCACAAGACACAGUGACCGAGAUCACAGCCUCAUCGCCCAGUCACCCUGCAAACUCAUUCUAUUACCCACGCCUCAAGUCCUUGCCUCCCAUUGCCAAAGUGACCUUCGUGCGGCUACGGCAGAGUCCCAGAGCCUUUGCGCCACCUUCCCUGGACCUGGCCAGCAGAGGCAAUGAAAUUGUUGACAGCCUCUCAGUUCCAGAGACACCGCUGGACUGUGAGGUUUCCCUGUGGUCAUCCUGGGGACUGUGUGGAGGACCAUGUGGAAAGUUGGGAGCCAAGAGCAGAACUCGCUAUGUCCGUGUUCAGCCUGCUAACAAUGGGUCUCCCUGCCCCGAGCUGGAAGAAGAGGCUGAGUGUGCCCCAGAUAACUGUGUCUAAGCCCAGACUCCAGUAGCCAGCCCUUAGGAUCUCUCAAGCCUUGGACUCAGAUCUGGGCCACAUGAUGUUUCCAGGAGGCCCGUGCAGGCAGGGAUAAGAGCGUGGGCAGUUUUGUACUGUUUCCCACGAAUCCUAGGCUGACAAAUGGUCUUGACACAGAGGCCCUCAGUGGCAGGUAAGACACAGAUUGCCUCUCUCACUGUGGGACUCCUGAGGCUUGUGGGUUUGAUUUACAUAAAUUCCCUUGUAAUUUAUUACUGUGCUGGGAGGGAGGCUGCCUUUGAUACAGAGAGCAGGCAUGCCAGGAACAGGUGAGAGAAUGCUCUAAGCCUGUGAGCCCCACAACCACACUGCUGUCAGAUACCUCAGACCUGCUGCCACCGCACUUGCUCCUGGAGGCCAAGGAGUCAACCUUCACACCACUCUUGCACUCACACGGGGGUGACCACAGGAGGAACAAACGAUGAGGGGCAGCUUUGGAAACGUGGCCCUUGUGUGUUGCGGAUCUCGUCGCAUUUGAAUAAAGGUUGUGUUCCUGAAAAAUGUCA
Messenger RNA from Arvicanthis niloticus (Nile rat), 1805 nucleotides. RefSeq names its product spondin 2 (gene Spon2). Gene Ontology annotation, biological process: cell adhesion. Gene Ontology annotation, cellular component: extracellular matrix. The record is from RefSeq and is a predicted model, not a curated record. Lineage: Eukaryota; Metazoa; Chordata; Mammalia; Rodentia; Muridae.